GGAGCCUUUUCCCUCCGCACCCCUUGGUCCCAGACCGCCCGAAGGACCCAUGGCUGCGGGGACAGGCGCGCGAGGAUGGCAGUGGGGAGAGCCACGCACGCUCGACCGGGCGGUGAAGUUGCUACAGCGCCUGGAAGAGCAAUGCAGGGACCCCAGGCUGGUCAUGGGCCCCCCGUCGCUGCGGGACCUGCUGCCCCGCACCGCACAGCUACUUCGAGAGGUGGCAAAAGCCCGGCGCGAGACCACGGGAGACCCCGAGGGUCCAGGUGGCGCCGGGGAUUUUCUGGCCAUUUACCUAGCCAAUCUGGAGGCGAAAGGCAGACAGGUGGCCGAGCUCCUGCCACCCCGAGGCAAAAAGGAUGGGAACGAGGAAGUGUUCCGGGAGGGCUCCAGAUUCAGGCGACAGCUGGCCAAACUGGCCCUCAUCUUCAGCCACAUGCACGCGGAGCUGAGCGCACUCUUCCCUGAGGGAAAGUACUAUGGACACCUGUACCAGCUCACCAAGGCCUCUGCGCACACCUUCUGGAGGGAGCGCUGUGGAGUCCGGUGCGUUCUUCCCUGGGCCGAGCUCCAGUCCCUCCUGUGUGCCUGUCACCCUGUGGAGCCAGGCCCUACCAUGCAGGCCUUGCGUUCCACCUUAGACCUCACCUGUAGCGGCCACGUGUCUGUCUUUGAAUUUGACAUCUUUACCAGGCUCUUCCAGCCGUGGCCCACCCUACUCAGGAACUGGCAACUCCUGGCUGUCAACCACCCUGGUUACAUGGCCUUCCUGACAUACGAUGAGGUCCAGACACGCCUACAGGCCUACAGGGACAAACCAGGCAGCUAUAUCUUCAGGCCCAGCUGUACUCGCCUGGGGCAAUGGGCCAUUGGGUACGUGAGCUCCGACGGAAGCAUCCUACAGACCAUCCCUCUCAACAAACCCCUUCUCCAGGUGCUCCUGAAAGGACAGAAGGACGGCAUCUACCUCUACCCUGAUGGAAGGAACCAGAACCCAGACCUGACUGAGCUUUCCCUCGCAGAAGCCCAUCAGCGCAUACAAGUGUCAGAGGAACAACUGCACCUCUAUCAAGCCAUGAACUCCACAUUCGAGCUGUGCAAGAUCUGCGCCGAGAGGGACAAGGACGUGAGGAUCGAGCCCUGUGGACAUCUGCUGUGCAGCUGCUGCCUGGCUACCUGGCAGCAGUCAGACAGCAAGACCUGUCCCUUCUGCCGCCGUGAGAUCAAAGGCCGGGAAGCUGUGAGUAUCUGUCAGGCACAAGAGAGGGCAGCGGAGGUCAGGGCCACUGCAGAUGAGUCAAGAAACCACCGUCACCAGGACGCUGCAGAGGCGGAGCUGGAGCCGGUGACUCCCUCUGUUCCGCCACUGGCCCCUGAAAAUCCGUCUCCUAAGAGACCCCAAGACAAAGGCUGGCUGACAGUGGCACCACUCACCCUGCCCAGACUCCGAGCUCCACUUCCCUUGCCAAAAGUGGCGUCAGUCCUGUGGGAUGUCACCUCCAGGCCUCAGGCCAGGGAGAGGACCACAGAAGGCUGCUGAAAGCAUUUGCACCCCUCCAGCUAGCUCUGUGGGGCCUCCCGUUGUGUCCAAGACCCAGAGGCAAGGUGAGUCCAGCUUACUUCCCCACCCUACUCCCCGUCCCAGAUAUGACUGGAUCUGAUACCACUAUUAG
Messenger RNA from Acomys russatus (golden spiny mouse), 1673 nucleotides. It is a transcript of the gene Cblc, whose product is annotated as Cbl proto-oncogene C. Gene Ontology annotation, molecular function: SH3 domain binding; receptor tyrosine kinase binding; ubiquitin protein ligase activity. The record is from RefSeq and is a predicted model, not a curated record. The transcript has 11 exons. Gene Ontology annotation, cellular component: plasma membrane; membrane raft. Lineage: Eukaryota; Metazoa; Chordata; Mammalia; Rodentia; Muridae. Gene Ontology annotation, biological process: cell surface receptor signaling pathway; negative regulation of epidermal growth factor-activated receptor activity. Bases 50 to 1540 code for a protein of 496 amino acids.